GCUAGAACUGGCUACAAAACAGCUGAACUGGCACCUCUUCGAGCGGCAGGCUGCUUCCUGGAAAUUCCUUCAAUAUUAAAUUUUUGAUUUUAAAGCAUAUUUGCAAGGAAUGAGUUUGGGCGACUGCGUGAAUAACUUUAUAUACCUGACGGGCAGCGAGGAUUACGCGCUUAAUCUGGCAAAGCUAUGCGAACGCUUUGUUUUGAAGGAAAAGCGCGUUUUCCUGAUCACCAGUCGCCAGCGGGAAAUGGCCAAGCGUUUUGCCCUGAAUUCGCAGAGCUGCAGCAAGUACUUGGCCAUUUUGCAGGUGCUGGAUGUUGAGAGCACCCCCAAUCGAAUGUUGGAGCUGCAGGACAAUGCCGAGUCCCUAAGGAGCCCCGAUUUAAUAGUCUUCGACUUGCAGUCCCUGGUCCUGGAGGCCCUGCUGCGCCCCGUGAUGCAGCAGUGCUCCACGUCCCAAAUGGUGCGCCACAUCGCCAAAUGCUCGGCCUCCUUUGUCAACUACCGCGAAAUCCUGGCCAGCUCGGAGCUCCAAAAGGCCGCGAAGCCCAUCGAUACCAUUGUGGUCAUGUCGCAGGAGCCGUACCCCAUGUCACCGGCCCAGUUCAAGCUGCUCAUUGGUCUCUAUUUCCACGGCAACGAGUGUCACACCAACUUUGCCCAGCUCUCGUCCAGGAUUUUGGUGUCCCACGGUUUCGACUAGCCGUGGAUGCAUCAGUUUGCCACCACCAGCGUGCCUUAAAGAGCUCUAAACUAAGUAUUCCAUUUCCCAAGAUCCUCAAUGGGCAACGAUCUUUGUUAUUUACUCUAUUUUGGUUGUAUGCUCUCACGCAUUUUAGUCAAUAAGUUAGUUAACAUCCCUGCCAGACGAAUAUUUGCCGGGCUUCAAAGAUAUUGAAACACUUUCGCAUAAGAAUUGACGAAUAUUUAAGUUAUUUAUGUAAAAACAAGCAGUGGUUGGAACUUUAGUUCCACUGAAAAGACUUUAAAGUUAUCAAAACCAAUUUCCAAAAAAGAUACCAUACGGAAUUGUUGUUAGGCUAAAGAACAAGCAAUUGUAACAUGUUGAGAGAUAUUGUACCCUUAUUAUAUAGAAAUAUAAUACUGCGAUAGUGCGAGUCUUUCGACAGAACUAACGAAAGUUACAUGGCAUCCAUGCAAAAUGUAUACGAAAACCAA
Molecule: messenger RNA, 1179 nt
Organism: Drosophila suzukii
Lineage: Eukaryota; Metazoa; Arthropoda; Insecta; Diptera; Drosophilidae
Source: RefSeq, a predicted model, not a curated record